Sparassis crispa is the source of this 975-nucleotide messenger RNA. RefSeq lists its product as hypothetical. The transcript has 2 exons. Gene Ontology annotation, molecular function: protein binding. The record is from RefSeq and is a predicted model, not a curated record. Bases 1 to 975 code for a protein of 324 amino acids. NCBI's taxonomy places the organism in Eukaryota, Fungi, Basidiomycota, Agaricomycetes, Polyporales, Sparassidaceae.
AUGGAGGACGUUUGCAUGGAUCCACCCUUCUUCGAUGAUGAUCAGCCGAACCAGGAUACCGAAUUUUGGUUCGCAGACGGCAACAUCGUCCUCAUCGCUGGAGAUACUGCGUUCCGCGUCCAUCAAGGUGUCCUGGCCCGCCAUUCUGAUAUCUUCCGCGAUCUCUUCAUAGUUCCGCAGCCCGUCGAGCAGGAUAUGCUCUUCAAUUGCCCCCUAGUUAGACUUUCCGACUCCCCUUCUGAUCUACGAUAUCUGUUACGCCUUCUGUACGAUGGGAGGCGGUAUCAUCUUUCGCGCGACAAUGUCAAAGUGGAGGAAGCGGUGGCCCUUGUCCGUCUUGCUCAGAAGUACGAAAUCGAUGACCUCCGCGAGGAGGGUCUGGCAAAGAUGAAGAGCAUAUUUACGGACGAUUUCGAGGCGUGGAGAGCUUCAUCAUUUUGCGUGUCCAGGGCAGAUGCCGUUGCGGCGGUGAACUUGGCACGUCUCACCGGUACACUUUCCAUGCUGCCCAUAGCCCUUUACUAUUGUUCCACAUUCAGUCCUUCCGAAAUCAUCAGAGGGGUGCCUCGCGCAGAUGGGACCGUCGAAGAACUGUCAGCGGAAGACGUGGGACGGUAUAUAGAUGGGCGGGUCGGGCUAUCAACCGUGGGUAUCGUUGGGUUCAUCGGACUAUUCUCCCAGACCAGUCCGGAUUGUUCGAGCAGCCUGACAUGCGAAGGGGCAGCAAAAUGUGUGCAGAAAAAUGUUUUAAAUCUCUUCCCUUCUCGCGGUCUGCGCUAUGAUAGCUGCCUAACCAGCUUGGCAAACGCCAUCGAUAGAUUAAAGUCCAAGAUGUGUCAGCAGUGUAACGAAUUCCUCACGAAAAAGGACUUGGAGAGGAAAUGUAAUGUUUGGGAACGUCUGCCGGCAUUAUUCUGCUUGCCACCCUGGUCAGAGCUUCGUGGUGGAGAGCGCGCACCAUCCGGAACCACUUGA